UGUUGAAUCACCCCAAACCAGGCCAAGAGAUAUUUCUGAGACAAAGUCCAAGACACAGUCUGGCGUUCAGGGGGAGAGAGAGAGAGAGAUGCCAUUGAAACCAUUCACCUAUCCAUUGCCUGAAACAAGAUUUCUUCAUGCUGGCAGGCAUGUGUACAAAUUUAAAAUCCGGUAUGGCAACUUCAACAGCUCUCCCAAUCUCAGUCUCACUGAAAGCGCUGCCAAGGAGUCUGAGGAAGUGAUUCGAGUAAUCCUUGGAAAUCUUGAUGAUUUACAUCCAUUUUCUACAGACCACUUCACCGUCUUUCCAUAUUUGAGUAAAUGGGAGCGAGUAUCAAAAAUGAAAUUCAAACAUGAGAAUGUCCAUCUCGUGCCUUAUCCCUACAUUUGUACGUUGUAUCUAGAAUUGAACUCAUUUCAGCGAAAUAUAUCUUGUGGUAAAGAAGUAAACAAGGGCAGUGAUGAGCUUGUCAGGAAAAGAAAUGAAAUGUCAGAAAGUACUGCAAUGAAAGAAGGAGUGAAGAGGAGAAGAGUGGAAGUUAGAGAUGAUACCUCAUGCCCACAGUCUUGUAUGGACAGAACUGGAGCUGACUGUGUUCACCAAAUGAGUAAAGCAGAGCAAGGAUUUGAAAAGAAUUCCUCCAAAGCAAAUGAGCUUGAGUUCAGCCCAGCAUCCCUUACUAAAGACUGUGACCAACUGAGUUUCUGGGGACCUGUGGAAUUUGCCCUUGAACAAAAAAGAGUAGCCAGUCUGGCCGAGGGUGCAGUGCAGGUGCUGCAGCAAGUGGACCAAACAGGAAAGAAAGGAAACAUGAAGUCAGAAGAAAGAGGUCUCUCACAGUUCUGGAGAAGCAUCAUCUUUUCGCCACUACAACAUCUUUUUGGUGGAAAAAACUGACCUGGAAGUACUAAUUGUUGUGGAAAGGUAGAUUUGUAGUAUGAAUAUUGGGUUGCACUGUUUCUUCUGUAAGCAUUGUAAACCUUUCUUCAAGCAUUGCUUAUCUCAGCUAUUAAAUGCUUUAAAUUAAAUUCUACUUUGCUAAUGUUUUCAAAGUAACAUUCUGAAGAUGUUGGGUUAGAACAACA
Molecule: messenger RNA, 1086 nt
Organism: Camarhynchus parvulus
Lineage: Eukaryota; Metazoa; Chordata; Aves; Passeriformes; Thraupidae
Gene: MAJIN
Product: membrane anchored junction protein
Exons: 11
Coding region: 89-898 (269 amino acids)
Biological process (GO): meiotic attachment of telomere to nuclear envelope; homologous chromosome pairing at meiosis
Cellular component (GO): nuclear inner membrane
Molecular function (GO): DNA binding
Source: RefSeq, a predicted model, not a curated record